CGGAACUCGUAACACGUAGAGAGCAUUACAUUAGUUAACGUAGUGAAGUAUGAUAGACUCUCGCUAACAUUUGGGAACAUCUCGGCGAAAAGAAUUGCAGUUUGUAUAUAUCGCGAAACUUCAUCCCCGAAUAUAUUUUAUAGUAGACCAUCAUGGUUAAUAGAAGAGUAUUCUUUGACAUCGAAGUUGGUGGAUUACCGAUGGGUAGAGUAAUCUUUGAGCUCUUUUCUGACAUCUGUCCGAUAACAUGCGAGAACUUUCGCGCCUUGUGCACCGGAGAAAAGGGACUUGGGAAAACAACUGGCAAACCAUUGCAUUAUCAUGGCAUUGUUUUCCACAGGGUUGUGAAAGAUUUUAUGAUUCAAGGCGGAGAUUUUUCAGUAGGCAAUGGAACAGGUGGUGAAUCUAUUUACGGUGGUACAUUUGCAGAUGAAAAUUUUGUUAUGAAACAUGAUAAGCCAUUUUUAUUGUCAAUGGCAAAUCGUGGUAGAGACACUAAUGGCUCACAAUUUUUUAUUACAACACAACCAGCGCCUCACCUCGACAAUGUCCAUGUGGUUUUUGGAGAAGUAGUAUCUGGGCAAGAAGUCGUAACACACAUCGAAGGACUUCCAGUGGAUCGUAUGUCACGUCCAUUACAGGAUGCUAAGGUUGUAAACUGUGGAGAAUUGAUUUUGAAGAUAAAAAAUAAAGUAAAGAAACGUGAAGCGAAGCAGAGUAGUUCGUCGGAUUCGGAGUCUGAUUCCUAUGUCGAUAAGGUAAAGAAAAAAAAGAAGAACAAGAAGAGUAAAAAGAGAACAAAGCUAGAAGAUGGCGAAACUCGAGACUCUAAUGAGGAAGACAACGGGCAACCUCAUCCAUUAGUAUCGAUUACCAAGAUCGAUCCUGACGAAAUUCCAGAAGUACCGGCGAAUAAAUUUUUAUACAGAGCCGGGCCCACCAAUAAUGCAAAUCAGAAGGAAUUUAGACAGCAUUACGGGAGAGAUCGUAUACGUUCUCACAGAAAGACUGGUCGUAUUUUUAAAGGAAGAGGAAUAUUCCGAUAUCAUACGCCUUCUCGAAGUCGUUCCAGAAGUGUAACGCCGCCCCAUUGGAAGCAAGCUCAGAAUCGUACCAUCAAGCUGCAUGAAUUUCAGAAAAUAGAGAAGGAGCGUAUGAAGAAGGAAGAGGAGCUGAAGCAGCGUGAAGCUGACAGAAUUAAGAGAUUCGGGGAGAACCCCGACGAAGAUAAUCAAGUGUCGGAUAAUCCGGAUAAUAAUAUAUGCCCGGCGGAGUUCAUGGAGGAUAAAGAAAACGAUCAAAUGGACAAGGCAACGGCUGUGAACAAGAUAACGCAGCAGCAAAGCGAUAUCGCGAAGAGGAGCGCGGAAGGGAACAACGUGGUCGUGCAGAACAAAGAGGAGGUCAAGUAUAACAAGAACGAGAAGUCGGUGAGACGCGACGGCAAUCGAUCAUACAGCGACCGAAGCUCCCGGCGCGACUCGCGCGAUAGAAACAGAAGACGCAGGCGUUCUCGAUCAAAAGAUCGCAGGAGAUCCAGGGAGAGAGACUAUGACCGCAGGGGUAGCCGCGAUAGAAGGAACCGGAGAAAUUAUUCCCCUCGCAGACGGGACUCGCACAGAGUCACCAAAACCGGCGGAAGGGAUUAUUACAAGCAUUACGACAAGCGCAACGAUCACAGACGUUCGAAUAACUCCAAUUCCUACCAGGACAACGACUUCAGUUCCCGCUACGACAAGAGCAAACACAAGAGAAACGAUAACAACGUGCAGACGGAUACAACGACUCAGCCGAAAUUUAAGCGCCGCUCGCGGUCGAGCAGUUCCAAUAGCCAGCACUCCAAAGACUAAAUCUCUAUCGUCGUGUUUCACGUUUCUCUUUCCUCUCCAGCUUUCUCUACCCAGCACGAAACAUUCUGUAUUCGCUAUUACCGAUUAUGCUACCGAUAAAGUCAUUCACAUUACUAGUUUGCAGAUCGACAAAUGCUACGGAAAAUGGUAUAUAUAUAUACAUACAUAU
Messenger RNA from Dinoponera quadriceps, 2019 nucleotides. It is a transcript of the gene Moca-cyp, whose product is annotated as peptidyl-prolyl cis-trans isomerase cyp11. The record is from RefSeq and is a predicted model, not a curated record. Gene Ontology annotation, biological process: protein peptidyl-prolyl isomerization. Gene Ontology annotation, molecular function: peptidyl-prolyl cis-trans isomerase activity. The transcript is spliced from 9 exons. Gene Ontology annotation, cellular component: intracellular membrane-bounded organelle. NCBI's taxonomy places the organism in Eukaryota, Metazoa, Arthropoda, Insecta, Hymenoptera, Formicidae. The coding region runs from base 153 to 1850 and encodes 565 amino acids.